This is a messenger RNA of Laetiporus sulphureus 93-53, 321 nucleotides long. RefSeq lists its product as uncharacterized. Lineage: Eukaryota; Fungi; Basidiomycota; Agaricomycetes; Polyporales; Laetiporaceae. Bases 76 to 321 code for a protein of 81 amino acids. The record is from RefSeq and is a predicted model, not a curated record. The transcript has 2 exons.
GGCUACCAUUUUCUCGUUCCUAGUCGGGGUCAUGGACCGGCGCGAUCAAAGUCGCAGAUCUUUUCCCCUUCUCUCAUGUACGCAUACCGCUGUAUAUCUACCUUGCCAUCUUUGCCUGACUCCAUCAUCUCGCGCUCUAUCCCCGACAUGUGCUACUACCUGCUCGCUUACACCGAGUAUGGCUGCGGCCACCAACUCCUGGAUCGCCGUAAUUUUGUCGACUGCAAUCGGGUGACAUGCCGGCGGAGCAGGUUUCACAAUGUUGACGAGCACGACUGCACGAACGAGUGUACGGAGGAAUGGUCUGUAGGAAGAUGCUGA